Molecule: messenger RNA, 689 nt
Organism: Nymphaea colorata (pocket water lily)
Lineage: Eukaryota; Viridiplantae; Streptophyta; Magnoliopsida; Nymphaeales; Nymphaeaceae
Exons: 2
Coding region: 72-437 (121 amino acids)
Molecular function (GO): cysteine-type endopeptidase inhibitor activity
Source: RefSeq, a predicted model, not a curated record
UUUACUUUCCUGUAAGAGAUCGUUAAUUUCCCCCUAGUUUUAGAAGAGCUCGCUUCACUGGUAAGCUACCUAUGGCACGUUUCUCUUCUUUUCUCGUGAUCGCUGCGAUGGCAGCCAUGGCCUUUGUAGCCAUUGCCCACCCAUAUCAACCUUCUGGAUGGAUUACUGUUCCGAAUGUGAAGAAGAACAGCCAUGUUCAGUACUUGGGAAAGUUUGCUGUUACAAGGUAUAAUGAGCAGAAAAAGGCUUAUCUCGAGUUCAUUCAGGUGACAAAAGCACAGGUACUUGAUCGCGGCACGGAGCACUACACAUACAAGUUGGUGAUUAAGGUUCAUGAUGGCUACGCUGUCAAGUCUUUCAAGAGCGAAGUGUUGCAAGAUCUGUCUGCACCUGGCCAGCCCCCCGUCCUCAACUUGGGUUACUUCAUGCCCCUGUGAUCACACAUAUAUUGAUAUGAUGCUCAGCAUGUUAUGAUAUUAAUUUUCAGCCAUUGUACUACCCAAAUAAGCAGCCCUGUCAUGGAAUGGUGCUGCACCCAGUCGAAUGCAAUAGGGAAUAAAAUGUUUGGAUCAUCUUCUUGCUUAUUAUAAUACCUGAGAGAUCAACAAAGGCCUAAUUUGCUUGGUCAAUGAUUUGAUUAUUUUGCUACUAAUGCUUAUAAUCAAUCUAUUAUAGAAAUUGCAACUACA